UUCCAAAUGCAAAGGGGACUCAAGGGGUAUCACAUCGCCUCGCCAACGUUAGUCGAGAUUCGGUUGUCAUGAUGUGCUGAAGAUAGUUUUCAAUUCGUUGUCGUUAAAAUCAUUAAUUAAAUAAAAUGUCGCGACGUAGCAGUAGCAGUUCCGAAUCCAUUCCCGAUGUUAUUGCAUUCAGUAGUGACUCGUCUUCGACAGAAAGGCCAAACAUUGAUAGAAGUUCAACUGUGGAAAAGUCCAUGACGGCAAAUGUAAAAAAUGAUCAGAUUGAAAUGCCGUUGCGCGGAUACUCGAAAUGGGCGCCAUCAGACGGAUGCACGCUUGUGUGGCGAGAUGUCAGUGUUUAUGCAAAUUUGGACCGAUCGACCAAUAAUUGCCGCCUGAAGAGGAUAAUUAACAACUCUAGUGGGGCUAUUCAGCCGGGAACGUUGAUGGCAUUAAUGGGAUCAAGUGGUUCUGGUAAGAGCACAUUGAUGUCAGCACUGUCAUUUCGCAAUCCUGCUGGCGUAACCGUUCAAGGUGACAUAUUAUUAAAUGGUAGAAAGAUUGGACCAUUUAUGAAUGACAUUAGUGGAUUUGUGUACCAGGACGACCUCUUCAUUGGUAGUCUGACCGUUAUGGAGCAUCUAUCGUUCAUGGCCAACCUACGCUUGGAUCGUCGCAUAUCGAAGCUUCAGAAAUGUAAGCUCAUAAAAGAUCUGCUGGAAAAAACGGGCCUAACGGCUUGUUCCAACUACAGAAUCGGGAGCGACGACAUCGGAAUGAAAGUAUUGUCGGGUGGCGAGAAAAAACGCUUAGCAUUCGCUUCUGAAUUGUUAAUCAAUCCGGCUAUUUUAUUCUGUGAUGAACCAACCACUGGUUUGGAUUCGUACAGUGCUCAACAAUUAGUAGGAACAUUAUUGUCUUUGGCUGGUACUGGUACAACAAUAAUGUGUACGAUACAUCAGCCGUCUAGUCAGCUAUUCUCUAUGUUUCAUCAGGUGACGUUGUUGGCUGAUGGCCGCAUAGCUUUCAUCGGAACGCCUAAUCAAGCUUUAGAUUUUUUUGCUGGGAAUGGUUACAUCUGCCCUGAAACAUACAAUCCAGCUGAUUUUCUAAUUGGUACAUUAGCUAUCGCACCCGGGUCAGAGAACGCAUCACAAAAAUCAGUUAAUCGAAUAUGUGAUCAGUAUGCAGUUAGUGAAUUUGCUGGACGAAUCAACGUUUUGACUAAUUUUGAAAUGCACAUUAUGGAAUGUGAAGAGUUCCAUGACACAAAUUAUAAUAACUACCAGCUACGUAGACCAUAUUGGCCAAAGACCUUAUUCUGGCUUUGCUACCGUAACUUUCUGACUAUCAUAAGAGAUCCAACGAUACAAACAUUACGAAUUAUACAGAAAAUUGUUAUUGCACUGAUGGCUGGCCUAUGUUUUUUCGGAUCGGCUGAGCUAACCCAAAGAGGAAUACAAUCUGUCCAAGGAGCCGUCUUUAUUAUGAUAACGGAAAAUACCUUUGGUCCAAUGUACUCGGUGUUGGCCAUAUUUCCUCAGGGUUUCCCCUUGUUUUUGCGUGAGAAACGUUCAGGACUCUACAAUACGGUUUUGUAUUAUUUGGCUAAUGUCAUUGCACUUAUUCCUGGACUAAUUUUUGAGCCGAUGAUAUUCGUUGUCAUAGCUUACUUCUUAGCCGGAUUACGUGAAUCGCUGAACGCUUUUCUAAUAACAAUGUUGGCAUCUAUAUUGGUCAUUAAUGUCGCUACUUCAUGUGGACUAUUAUUUUCAACCGCUUUCGACUCGGUAGCAUUAGCUAUGGCCUACAUAGUACCAUUCGAUUAUAUUUUGAUGAUGACGUCGGGGGCAUUCAUUAACCUAAGCUCGGUAUCGAAAUAUUGGUCGUGGAUGCAAUAUCUGUCUUGGCUCAUGUAUGCCAACGAAGCGAUAUCGAUCGUUCAGUGGGAAUCGAUACAAAAUAUCACUUGCUUUACCGACAUUCAGGAUGACGAUUUACCGUGUCUUCGUACUGGCGAAGAGGUUUUACAGCAUUACAGUUUCGUGCCCAGUAAUUUGCAGCGCAAUUUGUGGUGUUUAGUCAUUUUAUAUGUUUCAUUCAACGGUUUAGCUUUAUUCUUUUUGUGGAAACGGGCGAGAAAGAUGCGAUAGGAUUGUGUGUAAAUAUUGUAUUUGGAAAUGGGUUCAUCUAUUUAAUCAACUGUUUUUGUAUGACUUCUUUUUAAAUAUAUUUUAAUUGGGGUGAUUUUAGCUAGAGUGCAAUACCUCUCAAAAUUGCGAAAGUCUCUAACGAGUCCGCCUUAACUGACCCCGAAACAUAAAACAGAGAGUAAAUAUAACACACUCGAAUCUCUCAAACUCGAAUCAAUCGUGGCUAUAACAAAACAGAAUAAUUAAUGACAAAAAGACAGACUAUGUGAACAUAUCGGACAUUACAUUGUAUACUGAAAUUGGAUAAAGUGCGGCUUGGAUAAAGAAUAUUUUAAGAUAAUUUCAAGUGGUUGAAUCUUGAUUGAAACGUUAUUAUCCAAAAUUUUGUUUUCGUUGUGAAUUGAAAUUAAAAUUG
This is a messenger RNA of Bradysia coprophila, 2556 nucleotides long. RefSeq names its product ATP-binding cassette transporter scarlet (gene st). Gene Ontology annotation, biological process: transmembrane transport. Gene Ontology annotation, molecular function: ATP hydrolysis activity; ATP binding; ABC-type transporter activity. Gene Ontology annotation, cellular component: cytoplasmic vesicle membrane; plasma membrane. Lineage: Eukaryota; Metazoa; Arthropoda; Insecta; Diptera; Sciaridae. The record is from RefSeq and is a predicted model, not a curated record.